Anopheles nili is the source of this 4836-nucleotide messenger RNA. RefSeq lists its product as uncharacterized. Gene Ontology annotation, cellular component: nucleus. The transcript is spliced from 3 exons. Gene Ontology annotation, molecular function: zinc ion binding. Lineage: Eukaryota; Metazoa; Arthropoda; Insecta; Diptera; Culicidae. The record is from RefSeq and is a predicted model, not a curated record. Bases 1 to 4836 code for a protein of 1611 amino acids.
AUGUGCGAGGCCGAUUUGCGGACACCGGAACACCGAAACGAUGGGCCCUUCUGUCGGUUGUGUUUCAGCCUGGCGGACGAUCUGUGCCCGUUGUUUCCCUCGUCACAUGUGUCCCCCAACAAUGCGCUACUCCUGCACAAGAUAUUAGACUGCACCACCAUAACGUUAAGCGUACACGAUGAUCACGAUGCGUAUAUAUGCGCGAAGUGCAUCGUCAGCAUCGAGGCCUUCUUCAAGUACAAAGCGCAAUGUGUCGAGAACGAUCGAACUCUGCGCAAAAAGCGCAAAAGCUUCUUCACCGGUCUAGGCCUAGCGGCCGAUAAAGACGACCGACGUUCGCUUCAAUCGGCGAACCAGCUGAUCCUGGCGCAAGAACGACACCAGCGCCAUCUGCCGGCAAGCGACCGAGACGAUGUGGACGACGAAGGGGAGAGCGUGAAGCAGCGCAAACGCCACCGAAGGACGCCCCACGUGGACGAGGUUUCUGAGGGCAAUGCGCUAAAGAAGCCCCGGAACGGCUUGCUGGAAGAAGAGUACGGUGACCGACAGGCGAAACUCGAACAGUAUCAAGUUAAGCAGGAAAUCAUCAACCCGAACGAUGUCGAGGAGCACGAUACCACCAACCGCAAGGAGGGGCUCGGUGACGACGAGGAAGACGACGAUGAGGAGGAGUACUUCAAUCCCAACCAAUUUCUGGCCCAAGAAACACAAAUCGACGAGGAAGGAGAUGCCGGUGGAGACUUGGAAACGAACGACAACAGUACCGAUGGCGAAGGACAUUCGCCCAUCGGUGUCGAUCACCCGUCCGGGUCGCAUCUCUUCGAGCGGGGUUGGAAAGCAACCGAAUUUUCACCGCAACCGGGUUCUUCCGGUUUGAAGGCACUGAAAAUUACCGACUAUUCCAACAUCACCGGCAAACGGGGACGCCCACAGCGAUUCGUCGCCGAAAUGCUGGCCGGAGCCAGCAACCUGAUGCAGUACCAGCAACACGGAGAAGCCGUCCUGCAGGACCUGCUCCGGUUGAACGGGUUGGCGAAUGUGCAGUUGCAACCCGAGGCGCUGGGUCAGAUGACACCGCUCAGCUCAAGCCCGCAAGGUCCUGGCCGACGGUUACCUGCGUCCAUCGAGCCUACGAAGAAAGUGCAAAAGUUUCUGGACGACGGCUUGCGCGAGCUGAUCUACAAUGCUGGGGCACCAAAUCCUCACUUCGAGCGGGAUGGAGGAUCGACCGAGUUUAUGGUGGUGAAGGCACGCUUCAACUCGUACAACAUCAUUUUCGACGACAAUCGGUUUUUGCGGCGCAACAAAUCGGUCAGCGGGCUGGCCAAGUGGUACUGGGCUUGCAGCGUCACGGGUUGUCCGGUGAAAAUUUGCAGCUACGCGGGUCGGCUGUUCAAAACGAACGAGCUGCCGCAUACGCACCCACCGACGGAAUCGGAUGCCCGCAAUCGGUACGAAACCAUUCAACCGGAUCCGGUUGAGGCGGCACAGCUGCAGCGGCAGCUUCUGCUGCAGCAACAGCAGCAACACCAACAGCAACAGCAACGGCUACUGCGGCAGCAACAGCAACAGCAGCUACUGCGCCAGCGGCAGGUUGAGCUGGCACAACGACGUGUGGCUGCUGCGGCCGCCCUGAUGGCUGCUGCGGCCGUGUCCGCUACACGAAACGACGACGGAUGCCAGGAACGUAGUAAGAAAAUCGACCCUAGUCUCAUCGUGGAUCAGCAGCAGGAUUGGCGUCGAAAUUACGAUCUGCACACGGCCAGCGAUGGAACGGAAAGACUGCUGUUCGCUGGCCACAACCAUGGGUUGAUCAUGACACGUAAGGAUGGCGUAAAGAUUUAUCGUUGCACUAGCGUAAUCAAAAUCGAUGAUACACCGGAAGAGUCCGAACAGCCAUGCCUGGACACGGUGUUUCUGCAUGCGAACGGACGCAUUGCGAUGGUUUGUAAGGAGGAGAUGGUGGAUUACGAUAUGGAGCUUCCGGUGGACACGAUGGAGCGCCAUCAAUCGGAGCGCAGCGGUGGUAAUAGCACCGAAGAGGACGACAAACGUCGCAGGCCUCAGAAGAUAAUCGUGUACGAGGGCUACAGAUACAAGUACUGCCACGCUCGGCCCGAAGGUAGCUUCUACUGGCGUUGCGUGCUGCGCCACGAUAAGGAUUGCCUGGCUUCGAUCCAGACGAAGCGCAACCUGGAGUUUUUGAACGUGAACGAUCAAGCACACAACCACGAUCCACCGGAUCCUUCGGAGCCGCACGAGAAUGCGAUGCUGUGCGAAAUACGUCUGCCGAUCAAGGGCGAAUCAACGGAGGGCUCGACCGAUUUCCAGCUGGUGAAGAGCGGGCAAAAGCGAGAGUUCCUCAUCUACAAGGGCUACCGGUACUACUUCCAGUACGAGUCGAAAAACGGACGGCGUUCGUACCGAUGCACUAUGUUCAAGAACUGCCCGGCCGGAGCGUUUCUGUUGCCAAACAACACCAUCCAGGAGGCGAAGAACUUCAUUCACACGCAUCCCCCCGUGGAAGACAUGGAGAAGUACAUCACGAAAGACAGCUUGAUCACUAGCCCGAUAAAACACCCCACCGAGGGUAGCGCAGAUGAGAGCAGGGAAGACCUGGGAAUCGUCGACUGGCCAGAUUCAACGGGAGCGGGUUCUAUCAAACUGGAACCGCUCAGCAAGGAUCCCGAGGUGGCCCAACGCAACGGGUACCGCAUCAUUAAGAACUACAAAAACAAGGAAAUCAUGAUUUACCUUGGGUGGCGCUACUUCGAAGAUUACAAGAAGAAAAGCGGUGGCCAGGUGUGGCGUUGUUCAUCGCACCGAUUGUGCCGCGGAUCGGUACAUCUCUUCCAGGAUGGAUCGAUAAACUUCGCAAAACUCGUCGAUCAUAAUCAUUCCCCGCCGAAGAAAAUCGCAAGCCAUUCGCCGUUGGAUGGUAGCUCCUCCAAGGCGGGCUCGGAACACGUUGCAUCCCCUGAGCAACAGUUGUCGACUCCGCUGGACAGUAGCUGCGAGUCGUUGUUGGGUGGUGGAGGAGCGUACCACCGGUACAUCAUGCACCAGGGACAUCGGUUCCGCUUCGCGACGCGUAAGCGCGAGGGUACGAUCUAUUGGCGGUGCGCGAUGCGGCUGGAAACAAAGUGUCCCGUUUCAUUUCACACAAAGGAGGACACGUACGAGUUGGUGAGCACGCGUAACCACGAACACAACCACCCCAUACCGACGGUGUGGCCAGACGUGGCCGGAGGCCAGAUCGAUGAGGAGCUGCCGUCGGUUCGCAUGCCGGCCGAGGAGAUCGGAACGACAGAUUUCAACCUCACGAAGAACUCGAAAGGGCGUGAUUUGGUGUUGUACAAAAAUGGGCGCUUCUAUCUGGACUACUCUCGAAAAGACGGCAAAAUUGUGUUCCGCUGUUCGGCCGUUUCGGGUUGCCGAGCGACGGUGCACUUGCUGCCAAACAAAACGCUCCAAGUGCCGGACGACUUCAGCCACAACCAUCCCACCCCGUACGACGGAGAAGCGGGUGACCACACGGUGAGGGAGUCUGAAGCGGACCAACAACCGAUUGAAUCGAUCGAGCUAAAGUCAGACGAUGAAGAGCAGGACACGCAAGCCGUGCAGUCAAGGUUCGUGCUAUACAAUGGAUUCCACUUCCGCUUCAUAUCUCGCCACCCGACGGAGCAGAGUGCGUUUUUCCGCUGCUUCAACUUCGAUGCCAAGAAAAACCCGUGCCACGCCUCACUGUACACCGACCAGAACGGAAGGGUCAUACAGACGAGCCAGCAUCCGCACAAUCACGAACAGGGUGAUUACCUCCAGGGACUGAACACAUAUCAUCAGCUACAAGAGCAGGAAGAGGCGCAGCAGCCGCCGAAACCUCCACCGAAGACCACCGACGAGCUGAUCGGUACUCGUGAUUACAAGAUCGUAAAGAACUGGAAAAAUCGUGACGUGCUUGUGUUCCAGAACUGUCGCUACUUCCUGCACUAUGUGCGUAAGGAUGGCCGGAAGGUGUGGCGCUGUUCGGCGAUCCGGAGCUGCCAUGCGGCCGUAUAUCUAAACGCCGAUGGUACGGUGGACCAGUUUCGUGGCCAGCACGUGCACGAAAUUCGCCCCGAGGGUGAGCUACGGCGGCGGCGACGCAGAAAAAAGUCGGAGCCCAUGUUUCCUUUUGGGGCCGGCAGUGGGGACAGUACCAUGUUUGGUAAUGGCAUGCAUGCAAAUACGGUCGACCUGACGGCACGGGGAGCAAGUCUUAACGGUAUUGGAUCGCUGUUGAACGGCAGUGCCGUGAGUCUUCCGGCAGGUGUUAACGGAUCGACAAAUGGCAGCGGUCAGAACGGUGGCUUGGGUAACGAGUGGAUCGACUACAGUGAUUAUGGCAUACAGAUGAAUGCCGUCUCUGCGAAUGAUACCGGAAAUGGAGACGCUGGACGGACGAACGAGGAAAACCAUUCUCUUUGGGAUCAUAUUCAUCCGAUCCACAGCAUGGUCGAAGCAGGUGGAAAUGAAAGUGAAGCAGGCAUCGACCUUAGUUACCACUCCGUGUUUGGGAACCAGGAGAACUUCAACACGUACGCCGUCCACGCUCUUGCGCAGCAUCAUCUACAGCAACAGCAGCAGCGAUCGCACAUCAGCCUGCAACAACUCCAGCAGCACCACCAGAUGCUGCUAAUGAACGGUGGUUUAGUGCCACAGCAUCGUGCUUCAUCUAACAACCAGGAUAGCAGCGAUGCGGAGGAGUGCGAUGUUUCGGCGGGCGCCACUAGCGGGGAUGAUCAUCCCGUGAUCACCAUUACGCCAGAGGUGAAAAUAGAGGGGGAAGAUCUAUGA